AUGUUCAUCAUCAACUGGUUCUGGGACGUUCUCGCCCAGCUCGGCCUGGCGCACAAGAACGCCAAGAUCCUCUUCCUCGGCCUCGACAACGCCGGCAAAACGACCCUGCUGCACAUGCUGAAGAAUGACCGCCUCGCCACGUUGCAGCCCACCCUCCACCCGACCUCCGAGGAGCUUGCGAUCGGCUCGGUCAAGUUCACCACCUACGAUCUCGGCGGUCACCAGCAGGCGCGCCGCCUGUGGAAGGACUACUUCCCCGAGGUCGACGGCAUCGUCUUCCUCGUCGACAGCCAGGACCACGAGCGAUUCGGCGAGUCGCGCGCCGAGCUCGACGCCCUGCUCAGCAUCGAGGAGCUCUCCAAGGUGCCCUUCCUCAUCCUCGGCAACAAGAUCGACGCUCCCGGCGCCGUGUCCGAGGAGGAGCUCCGCCAGGCGCUCGGCCUCUACCAGACCACGGGCAAGGGCAAGGUGCCGCUCAAGGACAUCCGGCCCAUUGAGAUCUUCAUGUGCUCGGUCGUCAUGAGGCAAGGAUACGGAGAGGGCUUCAGGUGGAUCUCGCAAUACAUCUGA
Messenger RNA from Pseudozyma flocculosa PF-1, 570 nucleotides. RefSeq lists its product as uncharacterized. NCBI's taxonomy places the organism in Eukaryota, Fungi, Basidiomycota, Ustilaginomycetes, Ustilaginales, Ustilaginaceae. Gene Ontology annotation, biological process: membrane organization; intracellular protein transport; vesicle organization. Gene Ontology annotation, cellular component: COPII vesicle coat; endoplasmic reticulum exit site. The transcript has 6 exons. The record is from RefSeq and is a predicted model, not a curated record. Gene Ontology annotation, molecular function: GTPase activity; GTP binding. The coding region runs from base 1 to 570 and encodes 189 amino acids.